ACAAAGUAACAGAUGACGUUGAUAACUCUAUGAAUACUUGAGGGAAAAAACUGCUACCUUUUGGUUGAAGAUUGUUUCUUUCUUUCUCCAUAGGCCCAAUGUUCGGCUAAUUAUGGUGCAUGUUUAUGUUAAUUUAAAGUAUAUUACUAUGAAACUAAAUCUCGGUUAGAUUUAUUUAGCAUAGAGAAAUUCUGCGCUUAUCUCAAACAUGAAUAAUUUGUUUUCCAAGAAAACCGUCAGUGCAAUUAUCGGUACAUGUCUAGUUUGUACUGUGAUUCUACUGUAUCAAUGUCUCUCAAUCAGGAACAUGGGCUACUUUAUUUCUUCAAGAGUGGUCAACUCCGUGCUGUAUGAUUCGACCAUCAGGGAUUCGAUCGCACGACUAAACGAGAUUAUCUCAAGAGACACAGACGCGCCCAGGAUUAUAUUCUCCAAUGUCUGCAGUAACAAAUCACGAGGGGGUUGUAUAGCCAACUGUUCUAGACCUUUGAACCCUGACCCCGAAACCCGGUUGCUGGACAUUCUGACGUCACCAAGCUUUACCUUAUCCGAACACCAGCGUCGUCUGAUCCUGUCCAUGGGCCAGGCCAUCCCUGAGAGUGACGUCAUCUUCGUGUCCGCCAGCUCCUCCAAUCACUACGACGAGAUGCAGGACAUGUUCUAUAACCUGCACCAGACGGUGUAUCCUCGUGUCAACAAUUUCACCGUUGUUCUCUUCGACAUUGGUUUAACAGAGGAGCAGAGGAUCAUGACAGAAAAACACUGCCGGUGUCAAGUUGUGAAUUUUUCCUACGAAAUGUUUCCACCGCAUGUCAGGGAAAAGCUUUGUUACUCAUGGAAACCUCUACUGAUAAGAGCUACUAUAGAAAAGGCAAGGAGACUUCUAGUGUACCAAGACAAUUCCAUCAGAUGGACUGACCGCAUUCAACAGGUGCUUGAUAGGGCUUUGGACAUUGGUAUCCAAAACUUUCGGUGUGCUGGCGCGGCUAGGAUACCCCUAAACACUAUCAUUCAGACGUUCAACUACUUCGGGGAGGCUCCUUGUGCCUUCAACAUGUACCCAGAGUUUCUUGCAACCGUGUCCGUGUACAGGAAGGACGUAUUUAGCAUCCGGGCAGUUCUGGAACCAUGGGCCAGGUGCGCGCUGGAGCCGGAGUGCAUGUGUCCGGUCAUCCCCCCUAAAAAGGUCAAAUUGUGUGCGGGCGAGUACAAGGAUCAUCGAUGUCAUAGAUUUGAUCAGUCAGCAUUAGGAAUGAUAACUGCGAAGAUAUUUGGUCCUGAAAUAUACCGAGUGCUUGCUCCCGAUUUUUCUCGAUUUCUCGGCGUCAACCGUGGGUCAAGGAAGCCUGAUUAUUUUAAUUCGACCAAACAUUAA
Molecule: messenger RNA, 1375 nt
Organism: Physella acuta
Lineage: Eukaryota; Metazoa; Mollusca; Gastropoda; Physidae
Source: RefSeq, a predicted model, not a curated record